AUGGCUCCCAUUCUCGACCUUUCCCUGCUCCGACGCGCGAACCAGACCCCUUCUACCCUGACUCCUGGAGAUGAAGGCCUCUCGACCAAGUAUCUCUCGUCGACGAUAACGAGCCUGACGGCGUGCAUUACACUGAUGGUUGGCCUAUUGUACCUGGUCAUUCUUUCUUGCGUAUACAAGUACGCCUACGCGCACCCGAAGGCGUUGAACAAAGUGUCCGGCGUGUGGUUGCAACGCUAUGGCCCAUUUGCCUAUGUCUUUUUGGUCGUUGCGAGCCUCUGCGAGGUCGCGAUGACAAGCUGGCUUCUCUUUCAAUAUCGCUUCCACCACAAUUAUCCUAACACCGAGGUCUUGAUUGGCAUUCGAUUCCUCCUGUUCUCAUCGUGCUGGACAUCACUCACCGCGGCAGCCUACAGUAUCCUCUUCGUCCACCCCACAUGGUCGAAACACCCCGGAGUUUCAGUGGGAGCGCAGAGUAUCUGGUUGCUGGUCACUUGGAUUUUGUGGAUCGUUGGUGCUGGCCUCACCAAUGCCGCUGUACCAAAGUUGCUGAUGGAUUUGACAACGUGUGGAGAGGUGGUCUACUGUGGCCAGAUUCGAGCCGUGUUUGGUGCGUUCGUUCCUGCUAUCUUGUGUUGUUCGCGAGUUGAUUCGGUGUGGACGUGGACGUCGCCGUCGUUAGCCAUGGCGGUUAUACAGAGCUUGGCUUUGACAGCGGGCAUGUCGGCUAUUCUAUGGCUCGCCUGGCAAUCCGCACGGGACGCAUGGGAUGCCACCAAACGUCCCUUCUCUGUGAUGUCUCGAGCUUCCCAGUUGUUUUCCACCCCAUAUUAA
Messenger RNA from Coprinopsis cinerea okayama7#130, 834 nucleotides. RefSeq lists its product as hypothetical. The coding region runs from base 1 to 834 and encodes 277 amino acids. NCBI's taxonomy places the organism in Eukaryota, Fungi, Basidiomycota, Agaricomycetes, Agaricales, Psathyrellaceae. The transcript is spliced from 5 exons. The record is from RefSeq and is a predicted model, not a curated record.